Molecule: messenger RNA, 1282 nt
Organism: Elgaria multicarinata webbii
Lineage: Eukaryota; Metazoa; Chordata; Lepidosauria; Squamata; Anguidae
Gene: TMEM26
Product: transmembrane protein 26
Exons: 6
Coding region: 1-1056 (351 amino acids)
Source: RefSeq, a predicted model, not a curated record
AUGGAACUGCUGGUGCUGCUGAAUGCCCUGGUCACCCGGCUGCUUUUUGUCCUGCAUUCCCUGAUUGGGGUCUGGAGGGUGACCGAAGUGAAGAAGGAGCGCAAAUAUUGGCUGCUGGCGCUGCUUAAUCUGCCCCUCUGCUUGGAAACAGGGCUCACUCUCAAGUUUAAGCAAGGAAAAGGCUACAAAUGGUUUUCACCAGCAAUAUUUAUCUAUCUGAUUAGCAUAGUACCCUCAUUGUGGCUUCUGGAGCUUCAUUCUGAGUUUCAGCAUUGUCCCAACAAGGAACAGCCUGUGCAGAAUAUCAGUGAAAAAAAUAUAAGUGAGACCACACACAUAAUAGAGAAGGCCCAAGUUAUUGUCAAAACGCUUUCCACAGUAUGUGACUCAAUCUGGACGCUAGGUCUCCACCAGACCUUUCUGCUCAUCCUCAUCAUUGGGAGAUGGCUUCUUCCCAUUGGCGGCGAAAUCACCCGGGACCAGUUGUCUCAGCUGCUUCUUAUGUUUGUGGGUACUGCAGCAGAUAUACUUGAAUUCACUAGUGAGACCCUGGAAAUAGAAAAUGUAAGGAACAAGCAUGUCCUGGUGUAUGUAAUUCUAGCUGUAUGGACCUGGAGUAUGUUGCAAUUCCCCCUGGACCUUGCAGUGCAGCAAGUUGACUGUUGUCCCUCAGUCUCCUCCAAGAGAGUCUUCCGUUUGCUUCUCUGCAGACACAGCGCAGAUCUGUGGAACAUUGGCAUCGGCUUAUUCAUACAAGAUGGACCUUUUCUCAUAGUGCGUUUGAUACUGAUGGGCCAUUUUCAAGUCAUUACCCAGAUGCUGGUGUUUUUCACAGCUAAGAAUAUCUUAAGCGUGAUGUUACAACUGUACCGUUUAGUAGUGUUAUCGUUAGACUUCCAUGCCUCACUGCGGUAUCAGUCAAACAGCCGGAAAGGAGGAGUUGGAUGUUGUCCAUGUGAGCCUAAUAAUAUCAGUCUUCCACCCAACAACUAUGAUACUGAUGAAAAGGAGUGUGCUGCCAUUCCCCUGGAGGAUUCCUCACCAGUCAGUCUGUGAACUAAGAUCUUUUACACACAAUAUUUGGCUGUUUCCUCUCUCAGCCACUUUGGAAGGGACUGGCGUUAUCAAAUGGUCCAUACAGUUCUGAUUUGUUUCCUGCCCACUGCAAAAUGAAUGUUUGAUUCUACCAAGAGGAGAUGUUGGAGCAGCAAACUCGCCUGAAUGGAAAAAAAUUCAAGCCUAUUGACUUAGGUAGGCUGAUAGUAAAUCUGUAGCUUAUUUA